AUGCCUUACAACGCUUCAUUCUCAGCUCCAAAACCCCUUCCCGGAUCUAAAAAGGAAUUUCCAAAAGUCUCUGCGAGAGUCUAUUCUUUCAGUAAGCCCGAACAUCUGCUGAAACCAAGAGACUCUGGGAAUGUCCCCGAAUCUGCAAAGACUGUUCCAUCAGCCCCGGGCCGUGUUGCAAUUCGAACAGCACAACGAUGGGAUAAUACUACAAAGGUCACCGUCACGACCAACAUAAAACCACUGCCAGGGACUAAAAAAACUCUUGAGGAUUUCGUGCGCAAACCUUUCAAGGCUACGCCUGUUCCCGCCAGCACAUACAAAGCUCCAGCCGACCAUCUAGCACCAAAGACGAAGCCUCAAACUAAGAUCGUUAAGAAAGCAAUCGCCAAGGAAGUGACUGAAAUUAAAAAAGUUCUCCCGUUUCGGGCAAACCCAGUUCCUGCAUCCACUUACAAACCGCACAUAGCAGCACUCUCCACGGCAGGCCGAUCGGCUAAUAACAGCAAGCUGAAGGGAACAAACAUCGCCCAAAUGGCGUCCCCCGAGAAUAAAAACACACCUGUUGUUGUCUUCGACGUGCAGCCAUUGGAUGAUGUCACUGUUUGCGAUGCAACUGACCCAGCAGAGGCUUCCAUGGCAGCCGAAACAACACGAGUGGACACUUUGGACGAACCAGACAUGUCGCAACAAGAAACCUCCGUUGCCAUAAACCCAGACGAGGUGUUUGACGAUGUUUCCCAUGUGGAUACGACACCAGAAAUUACUCCGAAUGUAGAAGUUUCUUCUCCCAAAGACAGCGUCGUCCAGGACGAUCCUUUGGCUACAACAAGCCCAUCCGUUAUUAACAGCGAACUAGCAGGAGCAGCCACGGUAGAUAUCGAAGACACGUUGACUGAAAACACAUCGGUUGUCACUUGCGAUGAGCAGGUAACGGAUGGUAUUACUUUUGCCGAUGCAAGUGACACGUCAGAGAAGUCAAUGGCAGGCGAAGAAGCAUCGAUGGAAUCUUUGGUUGAAGACGAAGCAGUGGUUUCUCAAGAAAAUCUCCCAGUCGCUAUAAUCCCAGAAGCAGGGCUUGACGAGGCCAUAGUCCAAGAUGAAUCUUUGGCCAUCGCCUGCGACAUUUCUUCCCCUGUUUUAGCAGAGGUAAGCGACAUUAUUCAACAAGAACCUGCAUUCGCACCAGUUGUUACCGACGCCCUUGCAAACGAGGCUCCUGUCAAAAAAGGAAAGAAGCCAAGAUCACAAAACGAUAACGCAUCACCUAAGAAAAAACUGCCGAAACGAGCAAAAGGAUCCAAGGCGAGUGCCAAGCCGUGUGUUCGAGAUGACUUUCUUAAACAAGAACCCUCAGUCGCUUCGGUUGUUCCCACCCCCGAUGGAAAGGAUGCGCCAGUCGAAACGGACAAGAAACACAAACCCCAUUACGGUAACGCGUGGUAUCAGAAAAAGAUGGAGAAACGAUUAAACGAACGUACACAACGGGCCGCUCUUAAAGAGACAGCCCAGUCGGUAGAAACUGUGCAAUAG
Daphnia magna is the source of this 1533-nucleotide messenger RNA. RefSeq lists its product as uncharacterized. NCBI's taxonomy places the organism in Eukaryota, Metazoa, Arthropoda, Branchiopoda, Diplostraca, Daphniidae. The record is from RefSeq and is a predicted model, not a curated record. Bases 1 to 1533 code for a protein of 510 amino acids. The transcript has a single exon.